AUGGCACAGCACGGGACCAAGAGGAAGCUGGAGACCGGCGAGCCAAUGUCGGUGUGUGUGCCUGACACGAUGAAGCUCGCCUCGGCUUCACCCAGAAGACGCAUUGGUGGAUUGAAGAAGGCGGCGGUGGUGGAGGAGUUCGGCCAGCCGCUGGUGGUGAAGCAGGUCCCGGUGCCGGAGCCCGGCCACGGGGAGGUCUUGGUCAAAGUCAUCGCCUCUGGGGUCUGCCACACGGAUCUCCACGUGCGGGACGGUGACUGGCACGUGAAGCCCACGCUGCCCAUCAUCCCGGGCCACGAAGGGGCAGGGGUCGUGGUGAAGUUGGGCCCUGGGGUCACCACUUUGAAGCUCGGGGACCGCGUGGGCCACGCCUGGCUCCACGACUCCUGCGGGGGAUGCGACUACUGCCUCUCCGGCUGGGAGACUGUCUGCGGCAACCAGCACCAGACGGGCUUCUUUGCCAACGGAUGCUUUGCUGAGUACACCAUUGCAGAGGCCAACUACGUGGGGAAGAUCCCGGAGAACGUGAGCUUCGCGCAGGCUGCGCCGAUUCUGUGCGCUGGGGUGACCACCUACAAGGCGCUCAAGGAGACGGAGGCCAAGCCGGGGCAGUGGGUGGCCAUCCUGGGCGCCUGCGGGGGCCUGGGCCAUGUGGGCUGCCAGUACGCCCAGGCCAUGGGCCUCAAGGUGUGUGCGGUGGACUUCGGCAGCGACAAGAGAAGCUAUGCCCUGGAGGUGUUGAAGUGCAAGGCCUACGUGGAUAUCCAAGGCAAGAGCUCCGAGGACAUCGUGGCAGCGGUGAAGGCAGCUUGCGACGGAGUGGGAGCGCAUGGGACCGUGAUCCUGGCACCGGUGCUGGCGGCGUUCCGGCAAGGGGUCGACAUGCUGCGGCCCAUGGGCACGGCAGUGGGCAUCUCCCUCCCGCCGGGGGACUUCAUGGUGGAUAUUUUCUCCCUGAUCGUCCAGCGGAAGACGAUCCGCGGCUCAAUCGUGGGCACCCGCAAGGACCUGAACGAGUCUCUGACCAUUUGCGGCGAAGGUCACGUGAAGUGCACAGUGGAGGAGAGGAAAUUGGAGGACAUCAACGGCAUUUUUGAUGACAUGGCGAAGGGCAAGAUCAAGGGCCGCUGUGUGCUUCGCAUUGCUCCUGACCCGUGA
This is a messenger RNA of Effrenium voratum, 1158 nucleotides long. NCBI's taxonomy places the organism in Eukaryota, Dinophyceae, Suessiales, Symbiodiniaceae. The record is from the annotation of a GenBank genome assembly.